This is a messenger RNA of Gigantopelta aegis, 1408 nucleotides long. Its product is annotated as fucolectin-1-like. NCBI's taxonomy places the organism in Eukaryota, Metazoa, Mollusca, Gastropoda, Neomphalida, Peltospiridae. The transcript has 7 exons. The record is from RefSeq and is a predicted model, not a curated record. The coding region runs from base 89 to 1027 and encodes 312 amino acids.
AUAUACAAUAUAACGUGCGCAUGUGUUUCUUUUGAUUUGGAGGAGGGGUCGUGCCUUUUCAGUGUCAAGUUGGGCAAAUAUUGUUACGAUGACGUUGGUGUGUCUGUACAUCCUAGUGUUAUUAACAAUACAAACUGUGAAAGCUGUAAACCUGGCUGCUGGUAAACCGGCCACUCAGAGUUCGGCCCACAGGGUGCACACGACCGCGGACAAGGCCGUGGACGGAAAUGCGGACAAGGCGUACUCCCAUGGGUCGUGCUCGCACACCAACUGCCAGGACCGCGCGCCGUGGUGGAUGGUGGAUCUCGGCAAGGUGUAUCUCAUCAAGUCCGUCACAAUCGCCGUCGCAGAUAGUGCCAGCGGGCGGAUGAGAAACUUCCGGAUCGAGUUGUACAAUAAGCACCCCAACAAGGGCGGUAUGGCCAAGUUGUGUGCGUCACAGGGUCCGGCAGCUCUAGCUCACGGCAAGGACAGAACAUUCACGUGCUCGCGCCCCACCAGAGGGCGUUUCGUGAAAAUAUCGAAGAAAUUCACCAGUCACUGCGACGCUCUCAUCCUGUGCGAAGUGAUGGUCAACGGCGAGGAAGUAGUUAACUGUCCUUUCAGUUUUGUGAGACAUGGUCGGUCAUGCUACUUCUAUUCGGAGCACAAAGCUGGGAAUUGGUUCCAGGCUCGAGAUAUAUGCAGAGCGUUAGGUGCCGACCUGGCAAUUGCGGACAACAAAGAGAAAGUGAAGUUUUUCAAAUCUGCUCUUAAAUCGCUGGGGGCAUUAGGAGGUCGCAUAUACUACCUAGGCGGCCAUGCGUUCAGUGGGCAGGCCUUCCGCUGGCUGGACUCGAACGCGCUUUCCAUGGGGGUAUUCGACGACUGGGACAAAGCCACGAACCCCAAGGACCCGGAGCCGAACAUAGAAGACGAACUGUGUUUUGGUAUGCACAGGGAACACUACUACACCUGGCACAACAUCCACUGCUCCAGACGGGAACAGUUCAUCUGCGAAAAAAGCCCCAUGUGGCCUAGGCCUUAAAGAUGCACUCUCGAUAAUAUUUUUAUUAUUAGUUACUAUCAGUCUAACCUGAGAAGACUAUAGGUUUCUUCUCCGUUCUUCUGUCUGUCUGUCUGUCUGUCUGUUCGUCCGUCUGUCCUAAAUAUAGUUUUCCGGAUGCUUUUCUCCCACAAUGCCUUGAGGUAUUGUUACAGAUCAAGUUUGACUUUCAUAGCGACUUUCAAUGCCUCAAAAUAUUGAGUUGAAAUUUUUUGAAUAGUUUUAUUAUGAUCUGUUACAGAUCAAGUUUAAGAUUUAUGGUGAUUUACUAUGUUUUACAGAGUUAUGGCCCUUGAACUUAGGAGACACGGAAAUUAGUUUUCCGGAAUUUUGUUUUUCAAUGAUUAAAAAUAUUGAGCAAAA